AAAAUGGCUACCUAUCACUCACUAAAAUCCUCAGUCAUAUUCAUCUGUGAGUACGACCUCGUACUUGCAAUCCUCAACUGCCUAGUAUUUGUUGUUCUGGUUUUUGUAGUUCCGUCGUAUUUUACGCUGGCGGUGUUGUUAAGAGCGGUGGUCUUGGCAUUGCCGAAAGCUGCAGCAGGAGUAGUGCUGUGGAGGAAGAAUUAUGAUGAGGUGUGGAAGAAAUCGAAGUUUGGAGUCAAUGCGAUCUUUCUUGGGGUGCAGGCGGUUUUGGAUGUUGGAAUUAGUACUUGGGGCUGGUAUGAACCGGAUGAUAAAAAGUUAAAAGCUGGCCUGUCAAUUGGGUUGUUUUUAUGUUUUGUGUUCUUGUGGCUCGUUGAUCUUAUAUUUUUGAAGGUUUUGUACCGCUUUGCAAAGACAGAGAAUGAAGCUCCAAAGAGGGUGGAUGUUGUGAAAGUGAUAGUAAAAGAGAUGGAAAAAGUUAGACUUUUUGAAGAAAAGGAGGAGAAAAUCAAAAAGGAUAAGGAAGCAAGAGAAUGGAGAGAUAGAGGUGAAUUUGACAAUAUUGAUAUUAAAUCAAAUCAAUCUAAUGAGAAUGGAAGAGUCGAACGCCAAAGCACUGGUAAAAAGAUGAUUGAUCAAGAGCAGCCUGAAAUAAUUCAACAUUCCUCCGAGAGGAACAUUAAGCCAAAAAAUAAGUAGCUAA
Molecule: messenger RNA, 703 nt
Organism: Moneuplotes crassus
Lineage: Eukaryota; Ciliophora; Spirotrichea; Euplotida; Euplotidae
Source: the annotation of a GenBank genome assembly